Molecule: messenger RNA, 417 nt
Organism: Pleurotus ostreatus (oyster mushroom)
Lineage: Eukaryota; Fungi; Basidiomycota; Agaricomycetes; Agaricales; Pleurotaceae
Exons: 4
Coding region: 1-417 (138 amino acids)
Cellular component (GO): cytoplasm
Molecular function (GO): protein phosphatase inhibitor activity
Source: RefSeq, a predicted model, not a curated record
AUGCUACCAGCCAAGCGCAACAAAGUCGACAUCAGUAAACUGACGGAGGAGGAGCAGAAGCUCUUCCGUCUCUAUGGAAAGCUGCCCUCGCACAAGAAUGUCCUCAUGAAGAUGCAGAAGGAUCGCAAGUACUUUGAUUCUGGCGAUUAUGCUCUUUCGAAGGCGGGGGUGGCCCCUCAGACGAACGUCGGCACUGCCAUCCCGAAUCCGCAGAACAUUCCACAUGCAUCCUCGUCUCCGAGCAACAGCCACCAGACACUCUCCGUCUCGCCUACGAACCCAACGAGCCCAGUCAACAGGGAAAGCGGUCUUUCUCAUCACGAGGAAACUGCAGACAUCCCGGCCGGUGACUUAGAUCCGCUUGCGCCUGCACCUGCACAUGCACCAGUGGAGAAGGCUCCCAUUACCGCGGAGUAA